Molecule: messenger RNA, 729 nt
Organism: Fusarium keratoplasticum
Lineage: Eukaryota; Fungi; Ascomycota; Sordariomycetes; Hypocreales; Nectriaceae
Product: Minor allergen Alt a 7
Exons: 3
Coding region: 1-729 (242 amino acids)
Molecular function (GO): NAD(P)H dehydrogenase (quinone) activity; FMN binding
Source: RefSeq, a predicted model, not a curated record
AUGGCUCCCAAGAUCGCUAUCGUCUACUACUCCAUGUACGGCCACAUCAAGCAGCUGGCCGAGGCUGAGAAGGCCGGUAUCGAGAAGGCCGGCGGCUCUGCCGACAUCUACCAGAUCCCCGAGACCCUCCCCGAGGAGGUCCUCGCCAAGAUGCACGCUCCCCCCAAGCCCGCCGACGUGCCCGUCCUCGAGGACCCCUCCAAGCUCGAGGAGUACGACGCCUUCCUCCUCGGCAUCCCCACCCGCUACGGCAACUUCCCCGCCCAGUGGAAGGCCUUCUGGGACAAGACCGGCAAGCAGUGGGCUUCCGGUGGCUUCUGGGGCAAGAUGGCCGGUAUCUUUGUCUCUACCGCCUCCCUCGGCGGUGGCCAGGAGACCACUGCUCAGAACGCCAUCUCCACCCUCACCCACCACGGCAUCAUCUACGUUCCCUUCGGCUACGCCAAGGCCUUCGGUCUCCUCACUGACCUCACCGAGGUCCGUGGCGGCAGCGCCUGGGGUGCCGGUACCUUCGCUGGUGCUGACGGCUCCCGCCAGCCCUCUGCCAAGGAGAUUGAGCUCGCCGAGAUCCAGGGCCACAGCCAGGCCAAGGCUGCGCCUGUGAGCGAUAGCACCAAGCCUGCCGAGGCUCAAAAGGAGACACCCAAGAAGGAGGGCAAUGGAAUCAAGGAGCAAAAGGAGCUCAAGGAGGGUCCCUGUGGACUCCCCGCAAAGUGCACUGUGCAAUAG